CCACGUGACUGCGAAGGAAACCAAACUUGCUAGUGUUACUUCCGACUGCGGAGGCAGCGUUACGAGUCUGAUGUUUACAGUACUUUUACCAUGACAGUUUUUAAUUAAAAAACAACAAAGUCUGUGAAACCAAGGACUACAUCUCCAGGGUGCUAAAAUGGAGUCGAAAUGCAAGUGUCAACCACGCCGAGCUACUCAGAUGUAAAUGAUUACCUCAGGAGGCAGUCGCAAUAACCUACAGGCAGAACCUAACUGACUAUACCUUGCUCUCAUAAUCAUUAAAGAUGUCAGGUGGGAACUUGCUCAGCAAGCUGCGGUCCACCUUCAGGAGGGAUCGGAGCGACUGGGACCUGAGCGACACGGCACCCUUUGACUUCUCCGACGAUCUGGUGGAGGAUGAGACCCCCAAAUUCAACAAGUUGAAGGUCGUGGUCUCCGGAGAGAUGUCAGACUAUUCUGCCGGAGCUCCUUCCAAUGGAGUGGCAGUGAACACGCUGGUGGUGGCGGAUGAUGAUGACUCCCUGCUCGAAUCCUCUUCCAGCCUGGGCAGCCCGGGGUUAAAUAUGGACCCCUGUGACAACUGCACCAAGAAAAGGGAGAAGAUCAAGCACAGGAGGGUGAUGAAGAGGCUUGUCAUCGCAGCUUUGCUAUAUUUACUUUUCAUGACAGGUGAAAUCGUCGGAGGUUAUGUGUCAAACAGCUUAGCCAUUAUGACUGAUGCCGUGCACAUGCUGGCAGACGUCGUGGGUAUUUUGUUUUCACUGCUGGCUCUGUGGCUCUCCACCAAGCCACCCACCAAGAGAUUCACCUUUGGACUGCAUCGUCUCGAGGUGGUGUCGGCAGUCCUCAGUGUGCUGCUCAUCUACAUUCUGACGGCAGUACUGCUGUACGAGGCGAUCCAGAGGACGGUACACCAAGACUUCAACAUAGAUGGAGACGUCAUGCUCAUCACUGCAGCCGUGGGAGUGGCUGUCAACCUCAUAAUGGGUUUCUUGUUAAACCAAGGUGGUCACCUCCACUCCCACGGCCAUGGUCACGCUCACGGUGCUGCAGCUGCUUCAAAUUCACAGCCGGCUGGGCCCGGUCAGCAGCAGAGGCAGCACGGCAGCCUGGCUGUAAGAGCUGCCUUCAUCCACGCCUUGGGAGACCUCCUCCAGAGCGUCGGGGUGCUCAUAGCUGCCUACGUUGUCCGUUUCAAGCCGGAGUUUAAGUUGGCAGACCCCAUCUGUACCUACAUCUUCUCCGUUCUGGUUGUCUUCACCACUUUCCACAUCAUACGAGACACAAUAGUCAUUGUGCUGGAGGGUGUUCCCAAGCAUCUGGACACUGUGCGAAUCAAAGAGGACCUUCAGAAGAUCGAGGAUGUCCAGUCAGUCGACGAGCUGAACGUGUGGGCGCUGACAGCUGACAAGACUGCAGCUCUGGUGCAUCUGCAGCUCACGCCCUCUAGUUCCAACAACUGGGAGGACGUCCAGGCAAAGGCUCGCCACCUGCUGCUUCACACCUAUGGUCUCACCAGGUGCACAGUGCAGGUCCAGACACACAGGCAGAGGCCAGUACGCAGCUGUGCACACUGCCAGCCUCCCAGCGCCUAAAGAGAGACUUGUGAUCCCUUUGAAUUCCACAGAGCAUUUCAUGGAGCCGGACGUCAGCAGAUCGAGGGCCCGUUGUUGUUGUGCCGCUGUUGCAGCUCGGUGCCAUGGCAGGAGCAACAGAAAACAUUUCAAAGGGGAAAAAGGCUAGUGCCAAAGGACAACAGCAGAUGCACAUUUCUAAUUAAAGAAUCACGAUAGCCUCCAGGGACCAUGUGCUCUUACGCUUGCAAAGCUUUCCGGAUGGAGUCUGAAUGCUUGAAGUCUCAGUCGAGAAGAAUGGAAAAACAAUUCUGCUCUUAAUUCACCUUUAAAGCCUAUUACCAACAGGUAACUUUGUUUUGUAUGUUACUGUUUGAUGUUUUUUCAUCAGACUGUAAAUUUUUGUCACUAGGCGAGGCCUGCACGCUCAAAUUGUAUUAUUUUACUAAGGAUGUCAGCAAAUUGAAAGUUACCUCAUGUCACUUGAUAUUUACUGUUGUCACAGUGCAUUUAAGCUGUACUCCUCACACAAGUGAGGCAAAAAAAAAACCUUUAUCAUUGUGUCCCUUUACGUCUCACCUCAUGCAUUUAAUCAUUAAUAUUUAUCAGCCAGACUCUCUUGUAAGGCAGAUUUUAGAUUUAGUCUUAAAGUGGAAACAGACGACUUUCCAGCACUCCGACGUGUGUUUGUUUCUUUUGUUUCUGGCUUCUGUGCAACUCCUGAAUUGUUUUCAGCCUGUAGCGUACUCCGGUUGUCCCACCCUUACAGUUCCUGUUUUGUUUGUAUACACGCUCAGAUAUGUUUUUUCUGUGUUGUAAACCAAGGGAAAAUCCCGCCGGGCAGCAGGGCACAUAGCACAGGCUUGUAGGGCACCGUCGUAAAUGCGGAUGCUGUCAUUUUUUUUAUAUUGCCUCUCCACUGCGCAGUAAGUCUUUUUUAUUUGAGAAUGUUAAGUUUAAACAAACAAACAGUCUGUUUCCACUUUAAAGCAGUUUGUGGUGGCUGCACUGACCAACGUUUAAAAUGCCAACAGUUUUUUCACUGACAUUUUAGCAUGUCUCUUAAUUAAUUGUAACCCUAAGCAGACAACUGACAAUCAAACUGACUGUCCUUGAAUAAGGGUAAAAUGCUACAGUGUUUGACUUCAGUGUGGUUUCAGCCUUACACUCUGUACUCAGCUUUCUUCAUAUCAUUAACAGGUGUUAAUAGUGUUUUCUGUGUCACGUGUUGAGAGCCUGUGGGCGGGUUUAUGGUAAACCUUUCCACGUCUCUGAUGUUAACCAUCAAGAGAAAUCAGGAACUGGAUCACUGUUUUUGUUUGUAAUAAAGUAUUUAAUCUUU
Messenger RNA from Scatophagus argus, 2916 nucleotides. It is a transcript of the gene slc30a4, whose product is annotated as solute carrier family 30 member 4. Lineage: Eukaryota; Metazoa; Chordata; Actinopteri; Scatophagidae. Gene Ontology annotation, cellular component: plasma membrane. Bases 285 to 1595 code for a protein of 436 amino acids. Gene Ontology annotation, molecular function: zinc ion transmembrane transporter activity. The record is from RefSeq and is a predicted model, not a curated record. Gene Ontology annotation, biological process: response to zinc ion; zinc ion transmembrane transport. The transcript is spliced from 8 exons.